Molecule: messenger RNA, 1588 nt
Organism: Aphanomyces invadans
Lineage: Eukaryota; Oomycota; Saprolegniomycetes; Saprolegniales; Verrucalvaceae
Exons: 4
Coding region: 109-1449 (446 amino acids)
Source: RefSeq, a predicted model, not a curated record
GGCCGUCGUUGUCAGGAACAAUCGGCAAAAGGAAUUCCCCACACUCGCGCAGGGCGCGUCCACAGUUGAGACCAGCCACAGCAGCAGCACCACACCACCUGCCGCCUCAUGAGCGAUCUUACCUUCAAAGAGAAGAUUGGGAAGAGCUUCUCCUUCCUCUCGGUCCUAGGCAAGAAGAACAAGGCACAGCAGCACCCGUCCGCCGAGACGUAUGCCAACCCCGUGAAGGUCGAGCCCACGCGGCACAUCGAGUCGCAUCCUUUUCCACAGUACCACCACGAUCCGUACGCCUCGCAAGGGUAUCCACAACAGCAUCACCAGCAAAUGCCGCCGCCAUUGCCACCAAUGCACCCGUACAUGUCGACGGCCCAUGAACGCACAAACGUCGACGACCUUUUGUGUACGCCAACGCCGGAAAACAGGUUUCCCACCCCAAUCACGACGUUCCCGACACCGACCCCAGACCCUCGCUUUCCGACACCGACGCCAGACAUUAAAUACCCGUCGCCGUUUGAUUUUGCCCGAGAUCGGCCGACUCCCGUCGAAAAGAUGGAGGAUCUGCAGCAGCUCCAGGAGGCGCUUCUCCCUUCCCCGUUCGACUACCUCCGCAACCAACAACAGCUUCACUACCCGUACCUGCAAAACUCAAACCACACAUCGUUUCACCAUCCGCCUCAGCACCUUCCCUUCCACGAUACAUCCGCGCAGCCCGCGUACCGGUCUCUGAAGGACAAGCAAGUCGCCGACGAAAUCAACACUCUGUGUCGCGAUUUAGUUACCCACGGACUCCAGACCAAGGAAAUGGCGACGGCCUCACGGCGGAGCGCAGGGCCUUCCGUCGACAGUACCGUCAUCAAGCCUGAACCCGCGCAUCAGCUGCACGACUACGGGAACAUUGUCGAGUCGGGGUACACGUCCGGCGGUGGACGCAGCUACGAUUCGGACUCGAGCAGCUGCGACAUCAAGCGGGAGACGACCGGAAGCCAGAACAAGCAAUACCGGCGCAAGAAUUGCUCCAUCGAAGGCUGCAGUAACCUGUCCCGGUCCAAGGGACUGUGCAAAGCCCAUGGCGGUGGCAGGCGGUGCUCUGUACAAGGAUGCACACGGGCGAGUCAGAGCAGCAGCCUGUGCAUUGCCCACGGCGGAGGCAAGCGAUGCACUGUGGAAGGUUGCACAAAGGCUGCUCAAUCCCGGGGCAUGUGCAAAGCGCACGGGGGUGGCGUGCGGUGUCGGGUGGAGGGCUGCACGAAGAGCAGCCAAGGCGACGGGUACUGUCGAUCGCAUGGCGGCGGGAGGCGGUGUGGCCAUGCCAGCGGGUGCAUGAAGUGGGCCCAGCGCAACGGGAUGUGUAUGACUCACAGUGAAGGCAAGUACGGCAACAGCUACCGUGGCCGACUCCAAAGACAGACGGGCGACGCCAUGAGUGACACCGACAUGAUGGAUGAUUGAGAGAUUUUUUGGAUAAAGUAAUAUGGACUGCGAUCGUUGUAGAGGCUGCGAAGGGCAGCGUCGCAUGGACCAUUAGGUAGUGUCGCCAUGGACCGCUGUUGUCGCGCCACGGGGAUCGUGUGGCCAAGGGGCGAACUGC